Messenger RNA from Fusarium graminearum PH-1, 692 nucleotides. RefSeq lists its product as uncharacterized. Gene Ontology annotation, molecular function: RNA binding. Gene Ontology annotation, biological process: P-body assembly; mRNA splicing, via spliceosome. The transcript has 4 exons. Gene Ontology annotation, cellular component: U6 snRNP; catalytic step 2 spliceosome; U4/U6 x U5 tri-snRNP complex. Bases 87 to 377 code for a protein of 96 amino acids. The record is from RefSeq and is a predicted model, not a curated record. Lineage: Eukaryota; Fungi; Ascomycota; Sordariomycetes; Hypocreales; Nectriaceae.
AGAUCCGGCAUCCAGCUCAGCUCACCACGACACUCACUCACUCACCGAGUCCGACCUCAUUCAAACAACUACUUUCAUACACAAAGAUGGCUGACGCCGGCGAAGAACCUCAUCAUGUGUCGGAGCCUCUCGACCUUGUCCGACUUCUUCUCAACGAAGUUGUCUUUGUCAAGCUUCGAGGAGACCGAGAACUCAAGGGGAAGCUGCAUGCUUACGACAGCCAUUGCAAUCUGGUCCUAGGAGAGGUUGAGGAGACUAUCUACACCGUGGAUGAGGAUGAUGAUGACGAUGAGCUCAAGACUAUCAGCCGGAAAUCCGAGAUGCUAUUUGUGAGAGGUGACAGUGUUGUCUUGAUCUCACCUGGAGUUCCCUUUUAGAACAAACGACUAGACUAUUAUACACUAUGCCAUCCAACAUAUGCACAGCCUGGCUCAACAUGUGCGAUAACGGAACAUGUCGCAUCACAUGUUAGCCAAAGGCAAUGAAUGAGCUGCACACGUCAUACCGAGAGCAGCUCAACCAAACCAAGAUCACGUUCUGGCCGGGAUUUAGGGCUGAGUUUUUUUAUUGUUCCACACUCUUCGGCUCCGUUAUUCAGUAGUAAAUGUCAAGUCAAAAAGCUGAAAUCCCACCUCGACAGACCCAGCUCAAGGGUUAGAUAGGCCAUCAAUAGCACGAAAGAUUAUUGAUGC